Molecule: messenger RNA, 759 nt
Organism: Fusarium falciforme
Lineage: Eukaryota; Fungi; Ascomycota; Sordariomycetes; Hypocreales; Nectriaceae
Product: HMG box domain-containing protein
Exons: 3
Coding region: 1-759 (252 amino acids)
Biological process (GO): anatomical structure morphogenesis; cell differentiation; negative regulation of transcription by RNA polymerase II
Molecular function (GO): RNA polymerase II cis-regulatory region sequence-specific DNA binding; DNA-binding transcription factor activity, RNA polymerase II-specific
Source: RefSeq, a predicted model, not a curated record
AUGAGCGCCAACAACGUGGUUGAGACCGCCCCAAUGAUUCCCGUCCAGGUCGCUACUCAGGUAGACAUGGGAGAGCUUACCACUCUCUGGGAGAUGCUCAAGGCUGAGCUCUCCGCCGACGAGGGCAAUAUUCUGACCAUCCAGGGAGAACAUUACCGCGCCCUCGAUGAUGGCGCCAAGGCUUUCCUCGCCUGCAUGCUCAUGUCUGAGAUUCAUGAGCCCGUCCUGUUUGCCCGUGAUGGCAACGGUUCCGACCAUGUCUAUCUCGGUUCUCCUCGUGCCCUGACUGCUGGUCAAGGGAUGCUUGUCAACCCCACCGGAGCUGGCGAGGCUCUCUGGAUGGUUCGCCCUGAGGGUGCCCCAAUCAAGGUUCCUCGACCCCCCAACGCCUACAUUCUGUACCGCAAGGAGCGUCACCACCUUGUCAAGUCUAUGCACCCUGGCAUCACCAACAACGAGAUCUCUCAGAUCCUGGGCCGUUGCUGGAACCUGGAGAACCGCGCUACUCGGGCUGAGUACAAGGUCCGCGCCGAUGAGGUGAAGCGUCUUCACUACGAGAAGCACCCCGACUACCAGUACCGACCUCGCCGACCAUCUGAGAAGCGUCGCCGCACCAACCCUUCCGCUGCCACUGCGCUUGGUCGGGCUGUCCAGGCCAACCAGGCUGCUCCUCAGGCUACUGCCCAGAUUGUCCAGCCUGUCGCCCAGAAUGGAACUCAGCCCAACCAGGCUGCAGCCCAGGUCAACCAGACUCAGUAG